Messenger RNA from Quercus lobata, 8147 nucleotides. Its product is annotated as putative disease resistance RPP13-like protein 1. Lineage: Eukaryota; Viridiplantae; Streptophyta; Magnoliopsida; Fagales; Fagaceae. Gene Ontology annotation, molecular function: ADP binding. The transcript is spliced from 11 exons. The record is from RefSeq and is a predicted model, not a curated record. Bases 289 to 1821 code for a protein of 510 amino acids.
AUCAUUUGAAAAUUCCUACCGACAUUAACUUUGAGUUCCUUUGGCUGGAUUUCAAAAGUCAUGAGCAGAGCCCCACCCAAUGAAUAAAGCAACCAAUUCCUGGCGUGUUUCGUUUUGUAUCUUUCUCGCUUUGUAUCAAGCUUUAUGUAAUAAUUUCUGAACACUUGUUUUCUUUAACUUUUCACAGAACAUAAUAACUCUCUUCAUUCCCAAGUUCCAUCUCAACUUUCUGUGGUGUCUCUCUGGUUACUUCAUUUCCCAUAUUUCUCUCAUUUCCACAAGUGAACCAUGUCAAUUGUCGCGGAGGUUGUCGCGGGGGCUGCUUUAUCCGCUUUCUUUGAUAAGCUGUUUGACAAGUUUAGCUCCUCUGAUUUGUUGAAGACCUUUCGGAAAGAGAAUUUUGACGCUGAUCUCAAGAAGUGGGAGAGCAUGUUGCUGAAAAUUCAGUUAGUUCUGGAUGACGCAGAAGAGAAGCAGUUGACAAGCAGGUUGGUGAAGAUCUGGCUGGAUGAGCUGGAAGACUUGGCUUAUGAUGUGGACGACAUCUUGGACGAGUUUGCUACUGAAGCUCUACGACGUCAGCUGAACCCAGAACCCAAAAGUGAUUUUGUUAAGCAGAUGAGGUCCAAGAUUGAAGGUAUUGAUAGAAGACUGCAAGAAAUAGUGGAAGAGAAGAAAGAUCUGGAGUUGAGAGAAAAUACUGGGAGAAGGACUAUAACAAAAACAUCAAGGCCGCCCUCAACUUCUCUGGUGAAUGAAAGUCGUACUUAUGGUAGAGACGAAGAUAAAAUGAAGAUUGUCAAGUUGUUGCUCGAAUCAAGUGAUGCUCAACUCUCUGUGAUUCCCAUAGUUGGUAUGGGUGGGCUGGGGAAGACGACUCUUGCCCAGCUAGUCUACAAAGACGAUGAAGUGAGCCGUCAUUUUCAGUUGAAAGCCUGGGUUUGCGUGUCUGAAGAUUUUGACAAUCUAAGGUUGACUAAAGAAAUUCUACACUCUACUUCUGAAUCUUGGACUGAACUGUGCAAGCCUUUCGAAUUUGGGGCUCAAGGAAGUAAGAUUGUUGUCACAACUCGGAAUGAUGAUGUUUCAUCAAUAAUGGGAACUACUCCACCGUACAAGUUGAAAGAGUUGUCACGUGAUGCUUGUUUACGUGUAUUUACCCACCACGCGUUAGAUGCAACAGAUUUUAGUGAGUAUCCAGAACUUAAAAAAUAUGGUCAAGAAAUUGUAGAUAGGUGCAAGGGAGCACCUUUGGCAGCAAAAGCACUUGGCGGCCUUUUACGCAGUAAACACGAUCCUUGUGAGUGGGAAGAUGUGUUAAAUAGCAAGAUCUGGGAUAUUCCUGAAGAUAAAAGUAGUAUUUUUUCCGUUCUUAGAUUGAGCUACAACUAUCUUCCUUCUCAUUUAAAGAGGUGCUUUGCCUAUUGUUCACUGUUUCCAAAGGACUACGAAUUUCAGGAGAGAGAGCUAGUCUUGUUAUGGAUGGCAGAAGGUUUGAUUCAAGAAACAAAAGCAAAGAAGCCAAUGGAAGAUCUUGGUGGUGAUUAUUUUCGUGAUCUACUCAAUAGAUCAUUUUUUCAACAAUCAAGCAGUUACGAAUCACUAUCAUUUUUUCAACAAUCAAGCAGUUAUGAAUCACUCUUUGUCAUGCAUGACCUUAUGAAUGAUUUAGCUAUGUGGGCAGCGGGAGACUUGUGCUGUAGGUUGGAGGAUCAAUUGGGUGGUAGUAAGCAAUUUGAAAUUUCUACAAAGGUACGACAUUUUCUUAUAUUGAACAUUCAAACGAUUGCAUCCAUAAGUUUAAUGAAGAUGUGCAUUUAAGGACCUUCCUGUCGCUACCAUUAUAUAACCAAGAUGGCUUAACAAAUUUUGAUGUUAGAUAUUGUUCGUUUCCACAAUUAAGAUGCUUAAGGGUAUUAUCUUUAAGUGGAAAUGAUAUCUUUGAGCUACCAAGUUCAAUUGGUGAUCUGAAACAUCUAAGAUACCUCAACCUUUCUUAUACUAAGAUUGCAAUUCUACCAGAAUCAACAAGUUCAUUGUACAACCUACAAACAUUGAUAUUGAAAGGUUGUGACUAUCUCACAAAAUUACCAGAACAAAUUGAAAAUUUGGUCAAUCUUCGACAUCUCAAUAUAACAGAUGCAAAAUCAAUUAGAGAGAUGCCAGCUGGAAUAGCAAAAUUAAAGAGCUUAUGGACGCUAUCUAAUUUUGUUGUGGGGAAAGAUAAGAUAGUAGACUUGAUGAAUUUGGAAUUUCUUCAGGGAACACUUUGCAUUUCCCACUUGGAGAACAUGCUUGAUGCCAAUAAUGCAAGAAAGGUCAAUUUAAAAGGUAAGAAGAAUUUGGAUACAUUGGUGAUGAAAUGGGAUGAUGAUUUACAAGAUGCAAGAAUUGCGGCAGAUAUUCUUGACACGCUACAACCUCAUGGAACGAUGAAAACACUUUCCAUUGACGGUUAUGUUGGUGCAAAAUUCCCAACUUGGUUAGGAGAUCCUUCUUUUUCUAAUAUGGUGGACCUAAGGAUUGAGAGGUGUGGAAAAUGCAUGUUCUUACCUGCCUUUGGGCAACUACCGUCUCUUAAGCGCCUUAUUAUUAAGAGAAUGGAUGGGGUCCGGAGUGUCGGUCUUGAGUUUUAUGGGGAACAUUGCAAGCAACCAUUUCGAUCCUUUGUGAAACUUUGCUUUGAGGAUAUGCAUGAAUGGCAAGAUUGGAGUCCUUGCAACCAAGACUUCCCUUGCUUGCAUGAGCUUUCUAUCUCUAUGUGCCCCAAAUUGCAAGGAAAAUUGCCCCAUCAUCUCCCGUCAUUGGAAAAACUUUCCAUUAAUGCAUGUGAGCAUUUGGUUGUUUCAAUUCCAAGCUUUUCAAUGCUUCAAGAAGUAAUAAUUGUGAGAUGUAAAGAGGUUGUGCAUAAGUCUGUGAAAGUAAGGAACUGACAUCUUUGUAUCAAGAUGGGCCUGUAACAAUCAAUAUCAAGUCGUGCCAGAGUCUUGAAAACAUCAUGUUGAAGUCUACAUUAAGGAAACUAAAAAUUCAAGACUGUAGUGCUUUGGAAUCCUUGCAAUUUGUGAUGGAUGAGGGAGGGGCUUCUUCAACUUCUUCUUUAUUGAUGAAUGAGGAGAAUCUUAGCUGCAUUGGAAACAACAAUGCAUCUCUUCUUGGGCACUUGGAAAUUUCUAAUUGUCCAUCCCUAAAAUGCAUAUCAACAAUAGUCGACCUAGCUACCAUGCUUAAACGCCUUGAUAUUAAAGAAUGCCCAAAUCUAACAUCUUUAUCAUCGAGAGACACGUUACCUACCACCCUUAAAGUCCUUAGGCUAGUGGAUUGUCCAAAACUGGAGUUGGACAAGUUAAACAAGGAUAUUUUACUUGAACAUCUUUUAAUUGAUGGUUGUGAAAAGCUUAGGUGCUUAUCGAAUAGCCUACACGAACUGUGUCACCUCAAAGAGAUUGAUAUAUACAAGUGUAAUAGUAUUAUCUCUUUAGGAGAUUUGCUCCCCACCAACUUGGAAAGUCUUGAAAUCAAAUACUGUGAGAAACUGGAGGCCUUGUCGAACAACAUAAACAACCACUGUCACCUCAAAGAGAUUGAUAUAUUCAGGUGUAAUAGUCUUAUCUCUUUAGGAUAUUUGCUCCCCACCAACUUGAGAAGUCUUAAAAUCAAAGACUGUGAGAAACUGGAGGCCUUGCCGAACAACAUAAACAACCACUGUCACCUCAAAGAGAUUGAUAUAUUCAGGUGUAAUAGUCUUGUCUCUUUAGGAUAUUUGCUCCCCACCAACUUGAGAAGUCUUAAAAUCAGAGACUGUGAGAAACUGGAGGCCUUGCCGAACAACAUACACAACCUCAACUUUCUGCAAGAUUUAUCAAUAUGUGACUGUCCAAGUAUCAUAUCCUUUCCGGAAGAGGGUUUCCCCACCAACCUUAGACAGCUUUGGUUGUCAGGGGCGAAUCUCUGUAAGCAAGUAUUUGAGUUCGGACUGCACAGACUCACGUCGCUUACAUAUCUCUCGAUUGCUAAUGGAAUUAUGGAUUCGUUUCCAGAAGAGGAAGAUGGGAAGACGAUGUUGAUGUUGCCUACAUCUCUCACUACCCUGAGGUUUUAUAAGUUUCCAAAUUUGUUAUUCCUCUCCUGGAAGUUCUUUCAAAACCUCUCUGCACUUAAAGAAAUUUCCAUUGGUGCGUGCCCUAAACUCGCAUAUCUCUCAGAGAAGUGUUUUCCUCCUUCGCUUCAGCGAUUUCAUAUUUAUGGUUGUCCUGUGCUAAAACAAAACUGCGAGAAAGAGAUAGGGAUAAUGUGGUCAAAGAUUGCCAACAGCCCUUGGGUUGAAUUGAUGGCCUGAAGCAGCAGAAAUAAUUUUGCAAAAGAGAGAGAUCUUCCUUCCAGUGUUGCAGUAGAGGCUAGCUUCAAAACUUGGAGGAGGUUACAUAUCAUGUUGAGGAACAAUGAUAGGUGGAUAUGCACAUAAUGGCAGGAUGGCUUUUUAUAAAUAUGAUGCCUGAGCAGCAUGUCAUUUUAACCAGAGAUCAUGCUUUGCACAGAUGAUCAAAUUCUUACAUGUGUUGCAGAUGGCAGCCACUCCUUGUAAAUUCAGGAAUGUGACCAUGUGGUCAUGAUCAAAAAGAAAAGGCUGGGAAUCAUUCUCUAAGAAGCUGUAAACCUACUGUGUGCAAUUGGAUACAAUUUGGUGAUUGUCAGGAGUGGCAAGUGUUGAUCUUUGGUGGAGGUGGUGGGUUUGGAGCAGAUAAGGUGCGAGCUUUGUCGGACAAUUUGUGAAGCCUUAUACUAUGUACUUGUGAAAGGUGUGGCAGCUGCACUUGUACUCACGAAUAUGUAUGGGGUUUACAGCCUUUGUUGUGGAUUGAAAACAUGAAGCUGUGAGAUACAUGCUGUUAACAUAUUGUUGUGUUGUGUUCCUAAUCUUCUAAGCCUUGGUUUCAUCAAGCUGUUGUCAAUGCUGUGAUAGUGCUUGAUUAUAGUAAGAAAAUGGAGCAGCUUUGUAGGGAGGCUUACUUGUUAAAGAAGGACCAAGUUAUCAAGCUGAGGGAAGUGUUGACAAGGAUGGAAACUUCUGGUUAUGCAGGAUGUGAUAAGAGAUGAAGUUGGAAAGGUUCAUGCUUGUUUUGCAAGGACAGAAUGGGUAAUGCUGUUACUGCUGGAUUCUUUAGCUGUGAAAAAAAUUCCAAAUCCACUGCCUUCCUCCUCCUAUUGAGACAAGCUCUGUGGCCUUGAAGCAUAUAAGAAUUCAAAGUGUUUUUGUGCUCUCAACCGGCAAAUAGCUGGAAAAACUUUUUGAAAACAGACAAAAUCAAGACUGGUUGAGUGCAGGUGUUAUUGGUGACCUUCAAAGUCUAUUAACCAGUGUAAGAAAUGUUGGCUCUAAUAGGAUUGAUCCCAGAAUUUUUUGUCAUGUCAGGCACUAUGCAAAGAUGACAUCAAACUGCUAUAUGAAUAUCUUUUGGUCCUCUGCUGGUAGGUAGGGGCUCUAUUUUGGUCCUGUCUGUAUUGAACCUUUUGCUGUGCUUGUGUCCUGUCUCCUUUUUAUCUAACUAAUGUUUUGUGUUGUGCCUAAUCAAAGUUACUAGUUUGCACUAUAUAGUAAGGAAUGUGGUUGACGUGCAACCAGUUUGACCAAUUUGUUGGAAGAUUUUUUUUUGAAACCUUAGUUUUAGGCUCAGUAAUCAAACAAUCUUGGCUUAAAAAAUCAUUCAGACUGCAGUACACAUUGUGCUUGAAAUCGCAGCUUUUCUUUCAACUACUAUGGUACUCUUUGAUGAUGGAUGGUUGCAUUCAUGACGGGCUAAUUAGUAAUACCCAACAGUACAUUGAUUUGUUGGAUUCUAGAGUUCAUGUUCAUUUUCAGCAAUUUCACAAAAGACCUAUGAAAGAAAGGCGAGAAGGAGAAUAGAGGUGUGCUCUGUAAUUGACAAACAUUCCUCUCAGUUUGCACGUUCAGCCAUGUUCAGGAAUGUUUUUCAUUGGUUGUACUGUUUAAAGGAGGCCAACCUGUUAAUCAUAUAUGUGCUAAACCAGUGAGAACAUGGAAACAAUAAUAUUUGAACUCAGUUUGCAAGUCUGUGCGUCCACUUCCUCGCUAAAUGAUUUGAUCUUGAAGUCGUCCACAGGCAUCUGCAAUUCCAAUAUGAGACAAUUGGAAGAAAAAGUACCAUAAGGCAGUAAAUGCUCUCUUCAUUUUUGUGUGGAUUCCCUGCCCCUUAGUUUGGGGCAGUAGAGGCUAGCUUCUGAACUCCUAAGAGCUUUUCUUGAAUUUCAAAACUUGGAGAUAUGUAAAAUUUUGGAUUAUGUUAUGUACGCUCAUUUUUCUUCUUCUCCUUUUUCCCUCUUAACAAUUGAACUUAUGGCACUGUAUUUUUGGCUCAUCAACAUCUCUUAUGGUUUAUGAAUUAUUUGAAUUGUGUGAACCUCUUAUACCUAAGGACAUGUAGCUGUUUGAUGAAAUUCCUAAAGGAGAUGUUUUAUCUUGGAAUUUGAAUGAUUGUAGAUUAUAUAUCAUAUUGUGGAAGACGAUGAUUAGUGGAAAUGCACAAAAUGACAGGAUAGCUUUUUAAUAAGAUGCCUGAGCAGAAUGUUAUUUUUACCGAAGAUCGUGCUUUGCAAGGAUAUUCAAGCGUUGUCACCUGUGCUAUAGAUGGGCAGGGAUUUCACAAUGGAAAUAUGGAAAGAGGGCCAGAAGGAGAGGGGAGGUUGGACCGUAAUUCACAAAUAUUCUUCUCAGUGUGUACCUGCCCUCUUAUGUAAAGCUGAUUCCACUUCAUGUUGUUUACUAUUAUCACUUAUUUGUAUUUAUGAUCCUUCUUUACUUGGUUAAUUCUUCAGCCACAGAUUAAAACCUUCCCACUAUACUGCCAUAUAUGUAACCUACUUCAUAACUCCAUUCAAUAAACAUAUACUGAAAGGAGGGCUUUUCGGCAGCUACUAAAUGAAAGAAAAAUGCAUUUUAGUAAGGCGUAGUUUCCCAAAGCUAUGUAUAAAAUUGAAAAACAAUACUCAAGAACCUGAAUAUGCAGAGUUUCAGAAACAAACGCUAAGCAUAUGACAGAUUUUAGUUUUAGACAGAAAAUGGGAAACUUUCUACAUAUUUCUUGUUUGAACUAAAUUUUAGUUAAUUUUGGUACUGCGGUUGAUUCACCUGAUUAUAUUCCAGUGGAAAGAACCUUCCAUGCUAUUAUAUGAACUUUAGAAGUAAAAAUUCAUGGCUGAUGGUAGCUCUUGUUGAAUACUCAAGGCAUAUCUUAUUUGCUGACUGUUUAAUUUUUUCUUUUUCCAUUUCUUUUCUGUUUUAUUUUUCGAUGUUCCUCUCCACUGGCCAUUCUAUGGACUGCUCGGCAUUGUGGCACAGUCUCCAGAGGAAUUAAAGAGCAAUGGGAGGAGGCAUUCUGGUCUGACAGAGCCAAAAACCUAAUCGACUUUUCCACCCGUGUUUAUGUAAAUAAAAAUGCAAGUUUUUCAUAGGUAAUUCGACCUGAAGGAUGCAAACCAGUUGUUGACCCAAAGUUUUAUCUCUACGGAUGAUGAUCCUUUUUCUUCUGCUAUUCAUGCUAUUAUAGCCACUCUGUGUGCUAUUUCGAAAUGCUGGAAUAUGGGACACGUUUGGAGGGAAGGUUGUCAUGCUUCUCAUGCUCUUAACUAUUACUGUCACAUGAUCAAGAUCUGUCAAGAAGCAAUGGUUGGGAAUCAUUUUAAUGAGAACCUCCUAUGUGCAAUUGGAUAUGAUUUGUAGAUUGUUGGGCAUGGCAAGUGGGAGUUAAUACCAAAAGAAAGAGUUGCUGGUGAGGUGUAGGCUUUGUCAGACAAUUCAGAAACCUUAUCUUAUGUACAUAUGAAAGGUGUGCACUGCACUUGUAGUUAUUAGUAGCCUCUGAGGUUUGCAGCUUUUGUUGUGGAAGUGGGAGAGACAAGAUGUUAAAGAAGACAUCGCUUUGCUGCGUAUGCGAUUUUUAAGCUAUAGUUUCGUUAAGCCCCUAGUCAAAUGCCCACUAAUUCUUGGCUUGCCAAUUCUACAUCUUCAUUUUUUCUGCUAUAGCCUAGUCCUCUUUGUAAUGUGACUUUUAUGUUAAACAUCAUAUGUACCAUUGAGGUAUUUUUAAGCUGUUUUUUGACUUCGUCUAAAAGAAAGCAAGCUUACCAGU